AUGAACUCUCCUAUAAAAAGUGGAAAAGAAGCAAUGAAAACCACAAUAGCAUUAUUUGUGGGAUUUGUUUUUGGCAUCUUUCUAGGACUAUCGUUAACAAAGAUGAAUCUAUCAUCAAGCCUUAUCCCAUCCAUUAAUCUCAUAUAUGUUGAUGACCAAAUUUCUACCAUAUAUUCACCGUAUCUUAAAGAUGGUAGAAACUUCUCUAUCGAGCAUCACAAACUCAAUGAGACCACAAAGAUAUGGCUACCUACAAAUCCUCCGGGAGCUGAAAGGUUGCCUCCUAAAAUUGUCGAAUCUCAAUCAGAUUUUUAUCUUCGUCGAUUAUGGGGUCUACCGCAUGAGGAUCUAAGUAUGAAACCAAAGUAUCUUGUAUCUUUUACUGUUGGCUAUGACCAGAGAGACAACAUUGAUGCUGCAAUAAAGAAGUUUUCUGAGAACUUCACUAUUGUGUUAUUCCAUUAUGAUGAUCGUAUUAGUGAGUGGAAUCAGUUUGAGUGGUCAAAGAAAGCAAUUCAUAUUAGUGCUAGAAAGCAAACUAAAUGGUGGUAUGCUAAACGGUUUCUACAUCCAGACAUUGUGGCUUCAUAUGAUUAUGUCUUUAUUUGGGACGAGGAUCUUGGGUUGGAGCGUUUCGAUGCAGAGGAGUACUUGAAAAUAGUAAAGAAAUAUGGUUUAGAGAUCUCGCAACCGGGUGUAGACCGAAGUAGUGAUUAUACAUGGGAAAUGACAAGGAAAAAGGAUGGUGUAGAAGUCCAUAAGGAAGCUGAGGAGAAAGAUGGUUGGUGUUCUAAUCCACCAGUGCCACCUUGUGCUGCAUUUGUUGAGAUCAUGGCUCCUGUAUUUUCUAGAGAUGCAUGGCGUUGUGUAUGGCAUAUGAUACAGAAUGACCUAGUUCAUGGUUGGGGUCUUGAUUUUGCUCUUAGAAAAUGUGUGGAGAAUGCUCAUGAUAAAAUAGGAGUUGUUGAUACUCAAUGGAUUCUUCAUAAAAGUAUUCCCUCACUUAACAGCCAAGGGCAAGCAGAGAAUGGAAAGAAACCGUGGGAAGGGGUGAGAGAUAGGUGUCAUAAAGAAUGGAAAAUGUUCAAAGAGCGUAUGGCUAAUGCAGAAGCAGCACAAUCACAAGGUCAUAAUUCUAUGAAUUCAUAG
Molecule: messenger RNA, 1149 nt
Organism: Vicia faba (fava bean)
Lineage: Eukaryota; Viridiplantae; Streptophyta; Magnoliopsida; Fabales; Fabaceae
Source: the annotation of a GenBank genome assembly